AUGAUCUUCACCAGGUUAGCAGUGCUCCUUGUGGGCGUUGCAGUGUCCGUUCAGGGCCAUGCCAUUGAGGUUGAGAAGAGGGUUUCCGACAAGCACACCACUCGACCUAACCCUUCCAAUGGCCACUGGGUCGAUGCAUGGGCAUCAAUGCCACAGCUCACCGAGCCUGCGAACCUGCCUCCAGCUCCAUUCAACCAGACAGGCGCAGUCUUCGUGAACUCGACAGUUCGACAGACUCUGUACAUGACCACUUCGGCCAAGCAAAUCCGUCUCAAAUUCUCCAACGUGUUUGGCGGCUCCAAUCUUCCCAUCACCGCUGUGACAGUCGCGCUUCCGUUGAACCAGACCGCCGGCAUCCACCAGAUUCAACCCAAGACCGUCCAGAAAGUAACAUUCGGAGGCAAGGAUGGUAUUAGCGUGCCAAAUGGCGCACUCGCAGUGUCCGACCCCAUCAACUUCGAAAUCAAGGCGCAGCAGAUCAUCACUGUCACUAUGUACCUUGCAAACGGACAAACCACCAACAGCAUCACCAGUCACCCCGGUUCCAGAACAACCAGUUGGUUCCAGUUUGGCAACGCAGUCUCUUCGGCUAGUCUAGACAUUAGCAACUCUACUACACAAUCCGUGGCGCAUUGGUACUUCCUCUCCUCCAUCGAAGCUUGGGUACAGCCACGCGUCGGCUCCCUUCUCAUUGUCGGCGACUCGAUCACCGACGGCCGUGGAUCUACAACCAACCAGAACAACAGAUGGCCCGACCUCCUCCUUGCACGUCUCCAGAAGAACCCCUCCACCAAGUACAUCUCAGCCGGUAACUUGGCCGCAGGCGGAAACCGCAUCCUAGCCGACGGUCUCGGUCCCAACGCUUUCGGUCGCAUCGACCGCGACGUCCUCGCCCAUCCGGGUGUCAAAUACGCCAUGAUUUUCGAAGGAGUAAACGAUAUUGGAACCGCAGCGACAACGCCUGGAGCACAAGAACAAGUCUACCAAGGUCUGACUCAAGCAUACGAACAAAUGGUGACCCUCAUCCACGCCCACGGCAUCCCCGUCUUCGGCGCCACCAUCACACCGUUCAGCGCGCCAGCCAAUUUCACCCAGCAACCCUACUCCGAUCCCGAGCGCGAGAAGACACGUCAGCGCAUCAACACAUUCAUUCGCACGUCGGGUGUUUUCGACGCCGUUGUGGAUUUCGACCAGUUCCUUGCCGACCCCAAUAUCCCCAGUCAGCUCAACCCGUUGUACGACUCGGGUGAUUAUCUUCAUCCUGGCCCGGCUGGAUACCAAUACAUUGCGGAUAAGUUCCCUAUUCAGAUCUUUGGUAUGUGGGCGAAUGGUGCGGAUGAGUUUAGUUGGGGUAUGUAG
Molecule: messenger RNA, 1359 nt
Organism: Alternaria incomplexa
Lineage: Eukaryota; Fungi; Ascomycota; Dothideomycetes; Pleosporales; Pleosporaceae
Exons: 2
Coding region: 1-1359 (452 amino acids)
Source: RefSeq, a predicted model, not a curated record